Canariomyces notabilis is the source of this 1519-nucleotide messenger RNA. RefSeq lists its product as uncharacterized. NCBI's taxonomy places the organism in Eukaryota, Fungi, Ascomycota, Sordariomycetes, Sordariales, Chaetomiaceae. Bases 143 to 1360 code for a protein of 405 amino acids. The transcript has 2 exons. The record is from RefSeq and is a predicted model, not a curated record.
UACGGGGACAUCCAUUAUUUUUACGGGCCACCGACAGACCAGCCACCCCAUCACAGAUUCGACAAGAGCUCAUACGUCUACUUGUUUGAGGAUGCAAAUCAAGGUCGUGCCCGCCUAGAGAUUGCAAACAAUCCGGGUACGGAUGAUCAAGAUGCUUUUGAUGGCUGUAUGCUGCUGCCUUUUCUCUCAACCGCCGAACGCAAGCAGAGCUGACAGGCCGUGCUUGAUCGCCUCAGAUCUCGACCGAGUUCACCUGCGGUAUUCGUACAAGCACACUUGCCUUGUGUCACUGACCGUGGGCGACGUGGAGGGUCAUGACGAGUGGCAUCUGCCGACCUAUGAUCCUCAUAAUCAGAACAAGUACCAUUACAAGCUCCACUCACUUGACAUCUACUUCUGGACUCCUCAAGAUGCGGUGCACUUCGUCAAUGCCAUCAGACGUGUGCUUCCUCCGGCACAAUGCGAGGUGCUGGAUGAGCCAGGACCGCCACCUCGCCAGUCGGCCGAUGUCAGCUCUGUAGUGCAGAAGCUCGAAAAGGCUGCCAUCUCUGACCCCGACUUGGUCCCGACACCCCCUUCAGCGGUGCAGCCCAACAAUACUGCGCUCCCAACCUUCCCCGGUCCCCCUGUCUCAGCAGUUGCCGGCACCGGAAACCCUACGCCCCCUCCUCCUCCUCCUCCUCAGCAAUUUGCGCCUAUAGCUUACAAUCCCGCGGCGCCACCCGCCCCCGAGCAAGUCCGGCACCGCGAGAAGACACCGCCUCCCGAAGACGUCCCCGUAAACCCUCUGCACCAGACACUCGCGAACGACGCUCAGACACCCUUUUCUCCGGGUCUGGUGCCCAGUGGCGUCGGUCCCCUUAGCCCGGGCGUCCCACCUCCUAACCUUCAUCAUCCCCCCGGCGCUCCUUCCUUCCCAGGGCCGCCUCAGCAUAGUGUCACGUCCCCCGGUUUUGCGCCCCAAGGGUUUGGUUAUCUAGGCGGGCACCCGGGAGGCUUGUCGCAGCACCCGCCUGCCCACCCGGGCAUCGCGCGUGCUGCGACGAUGCCAGCCCAUGCGUUUGCAAGCCCGCUGGCAAGUCCGGUGCUGGCGAGUCCUUACGGAGCGGGGACAUUCCCGGGACAUGCGCAGUACGUGCCUGGAGCUGCGCACACGCCGACCCCUCCAACUGGCGGGGUAGCCGUGCCGCCUCCUCCUGGGCAGGGCCCAAGUGAAUAUGCGGUGCACCAGCAGUUCUACGUCCCAGAGAGCCAGUAUAAGCCAAAGCAGGAGGUUAAGGGCAAGCUUGAGGAAGGGGCUGGGAAGUUGGAGAAAGGGGUUACGGGAAUGCUGAAGAGAAUCGAGAAGAGAUUUGGGUAACGGGUUGCGUGGUCAGUUCUGAGUUUGCUGGAACGUCUGUGACUAGACAAGGCGAACAAUGGAGUUUCUAAUUUUGACCAAGACUUGGUUGCCAAAAGACCAGGGACCAGCGCAAAAAGUUAAGACAGCAAACCUUUACUGUGGGUAAUUUGUUUUCCG